AUGAGUAUUCCAUCACAAUCUCAAUCAUCACCAAUUAUUCAUUUUACUAAUAUUAUUCGUCGUGGUUCAAGUCCAUCGAAUCAAGUCAUUAUUUCUCCAUCUACAUCAAUUGAUUAUGAUAGUCAACAACAAUUUUCAGCAUUAGUCAAUCGUCCUCAAUCAACACCAAUAUCAUCUCCUUUAUUAUUAUCACGAUUAUCUUCAAAUUUUUUCGAUAAUCAACAAACAAAUGAAAAUUCAAUAAUAGUAACAAAAAAUAAUAAAAAACAACGAAUAACAACACUUAAUUAUUCAUCAUUAACCAAUGUAACACCUUUAAAUGAAAUAAAUGAUAACACAAAAUCUCAAAUUUUAUUUGAAAUAUAUGAUGAUGAUGAUGAUGAUAAUAAUAAUAAUAAUAAUGAAAAUCGAUAUCUUCUUCGACCACCACCUCUUAUGGUACUUUCUCAAAGUAUUCAAGCUAAACAUCCUGAACAAUUAACUGAUACUAAAUUAAAUAAUCGAUUUUCAUCAAUUAAAGAUUUACCAAAUGCACCAGCAAAUUAUUCAUUUGUUUUUUAUGGUUUUACAUUAACACAAAUCGAAGAAGCUAAACGAUUAACUCGUCGUAUGGGUGAUUGUUUUACAUCUGAAAUAAUUGAUUUAACAACAACACAUGUUAUUUUACCUAAUGAUGAUCCUCAUAUGACAAUAACACUUGAUCUUAUCCUUGCACUUAUUUAUGGAUGUCGUAUAGUAAUAUUUGAAUGGCUAAAAUCUUCAUCACAUAUUGGUGAAUGGUUAUAUUUCAAUAGAUUUGAACCAAAAAGAUUCUUUAAUUCAAAUCCAUCAUUAAAUGUUUAUCGUAAAUCGCGUCAACAACAAAAACCAAUUGAAUUAUUUAGUGAAUGUGGUUUAAUUUAUUUAACAUCUCUUGUUCAACAACGUCAAUUAUUACUUAAAUUAAUUACAUUGUUAGGUGGAAAUAUUACAAUUAGUCGUGGUCGUGCAAAAAUUAUUGUUGGACGAUCAUCAAAAAUACUUCAGAUAAUUAUUCAUCCACAAGUUAAUGAACAAUGGGUUAUAGAUUCAAUUAAAAUGGGAAAAUGUCUUUCGACAGAUAAUUAUUUAAUUGAAAAUUAUAAUGACUUGUCAACAUAG
Messenger RNA from Rotaria sordida, 1140 nucleotides. Lineage: Eukaryota; Metazoa; Rotifera; Eurotatoria; Philodinida; Philodinidae. The record is from the annotation of a GenBank genome assembly.